CCGCUUCUCACCCCGCCGCUCGUUCUGCCGCCGCCGCCGCUCUGCAGCCGCUCCUUGCCUGCCCGGUCGGGGUGGGCCCGCGUUGCACUCCAUUUAUGUGGGGCUAUUAUAAUUCCCAGCAAUUUUGAAACCGAACAUUAUAAACUGGCAAACGUGAAGAACGAAGAUCAUGAGUUUGUUUAAUCUGGACCGCUUUCGCUUUGAGAAGAGGGCCAACAUUGAAGGACAAAAUGCUCCGUCUUCAGAUUCUCCUGAAGAUCAGAAAGAGCCCACUGUUUUCAGUACUGUAAGGAAGGAUUCUACAGUUCCUUCUCCUUCAGAAGAUCAUGCUACUACUGUUGGUGGAGAAGAUGAUGAUGAUCAUACUAUUGGACCAACCUCUCCAGCAUCUGAUGUGUCUGAGGAAACCGAUGAUUCCAGUAUCCCAGAAACUCCUGAAGCUAAGAGGACAGUACAAUCCAAGUAUUUUAAAUAUAAGAAAGAUGUUAUUGAAUUGUCAUCUGAGAGUGAAGAUGAAGAAGUACGAGGGACAUGCAAAAAUAAAAAGCAAUCCUCGGUUUCUAGAAGGGAUGUUAUUAUAAUUUCUGAACCUUCUGAUGACGAAAGUGAGAAUGAAUCAUCACAAUCUCUCCAUAAAAAUAGUCCAGCUGAAAUGUCAGAUGCCACAGAGGAAGAGGAGGAGGAAGAGGAUCUGAAUUACUGUAAACUCCAAACAUUAAAAGAACUUUUCCCACAAAAAAGUGACCAAGAAUUAUUAAAGCUCAUAGAAUCAACAAAUACUAUGGAUGAAGCUAUAGCUGCUGGUCUAAAAUUGUUUGAUGAAGGAGGAUCUCGAAAGAGAAAGCUUGAAGAUGGUGAAAUGAACAAUUCUGAAGAUAAGGAUGACCAAAGUGCAAAAAAGAAAAGACUUGAACCUUUGCAAGAUCCUGAAAACGAGGGGGGAAAGCAUGAACAUCUAGUAAGCAAAUUGCACAAAGAAUUUCCAAGUUUAGAUAAAGAGGAACUGAGAGAUGUACUUCAGGAACAUAACUGGAUAUAUCAAGAAGCUUUGGAUUCUUUAAAAGCAUUUAUGGAAGAUCAAGAGGAUGCACCUUCAAAGAGUGAAGUUUCAAAUGGAGAGAGCGUCUCGGUUAAUAAUGCCGCUCACCACAAGAAAGAUACCAAUACAAAGCCGAAAGAGAAAUCAUCCAAAACUUCUGAGAAUGGCUUCAGGAGAAAGAAAAAAAAGAAGAAAAUUUGGAGUACUAAAAGGGACUCCCAGGAGGUGCAAUACGAAUCUGCUUCGGAAGCCGGUAGCUCCCUUGAUGAGGACUAUAGCAGUGGUGACGAAGUGAUGGAAGACGGUUAUCGGGCUAAAAUUCUUAGUUUUCUUCAAGGUGCUUCUCUUGGUGAACUCACUUUGAUUCCACAGUGUUCUCAGAAAAAGGCUCAAAGAAUAAUGGAGCUCCGUCCCUUUAAUAACUGGGAAACCUUGUUCACAAAAAUGUGUAGGACUAAUGGCUUGUCAGAAGAUAUUAUUUGGAAUUGCAAAACUCUACUAAGAGAGAGAGAUGUUGUGCUAAGACUUAUGAACAAAUGUGAAGAGAUCUCAAAUAAACUGACCAAACAAGUAACAAAAAUAACUGGAGAGGGAGGUGGUGGAUGGAACAUUGCCCAGCCAGCCAUCCUAAAUCCAUGGUAUAACUGUGCAAUUAGUAGUCCAGAAGAUCGUAACCUGUUUCGCAAGAUGAAACUUAAUUAUGCAAUUUUUGAUGAAGGCCAUAUGCUUAAAAAUAUGGGUUCUGUACGCUAUCAACAUCUAAUGACAAUCAAU
Messenger RNA from Thamnophis sirtalis, 1813 nucleotides. Lineage: Eukaryota; Metazoa; Chordata; Lepidosauria; Squamata; Natricidae. The record is from RefSeq and is a predicted model, not a curated record.